Messenger RNA from Solanum stenotomum, 2783 nucleotides. Its product is annotated as putative late blight resistance protein homolog R1B-8. Gene Ontology annotation, biological process: defense response to other organism. The coding region runs from base 90 to 2783 and encodes 897 amino acids. Gene Ontology annotation, molecular function: ADP binding. The transcript has 7 exons. The record is from RefSeq and is a predicted model, not a curated record. NCBI's taxonomy places the organism in Eukaryota, Viridiplantae, Streptophyta, Magnoliopsida, Solanales, Solanaceae.
UUCAUUUUCAUUUUUUUAACAGAAGGAAAGAAGAAGAAGCAUCUACCAUCUGGAAGGUGAAUCGAAUCCUUCCCAACAAUCUCGUAGAGAUGGCCGCUACUUACGCUGCACUAACUUCUGUGUUGGGAACCAUAGACAAGCUUUUACGGUCCAACUUAUUAGUAGGCCUAGAAGAGAUUCAUAAGCAACAAUUGGAGUCACUCGACAAGAUGUUUGGCACUCUGCAAAAGUCUCUAAUUGGCAAAUGUGAUGGCGGAGAACCAAUUAUUACCAAGGAUUUGCAAAGAAGAAUCAAAGAUGUUGCACUUGAUGCAGAAGAUGAAGUUGAAUCACUAAUGAAACAACUUAUUAUUGAGCCGGAUGAUGAUGAACAGGUCCUUGAAUGUUGUCGUACAAAUCUUGAUAAGGUCUCUCAACAGGCUAUACAAGUAACUGAUUCUGUCAACGAAGAGCUGAGCAUCAAGCAGAAGAUGAAUUGUCCAGAAGCUGAAAGUAGCGCUUCUCCACGAUUAGAUGCUUCAAUCCGUGAGAACAUAUCACUAAUAAUGGAAGGGUACAAUAAAGAAAGAGAAAGGAUGGUUCCAAGACUUACCAGAGGCUCCGGAUCAAAUAAACUGGAAGUGGUCUCUGUUGUGGGGAUGCCGGGCAUAGCUGAGCGCGUACAACAAGGUUUGAAGGGAGAAAAGUAUUUGAUUGUUGUGGAUGACAUAUGGAGCAAAGAUGCUUGGGAUAGAAUUUCACAUUGGUUUCCAGAUUGUGGUAACAAAAGUCGAAUUUUGUUGACUUCUCGAGACAGGGAGGUUGGUGAGUAUGCUGCUAGCAAUCCUAAAGAGAGUUUGGUGAUGCGUCCUCUGACGCAAGAUGAAAGUCGGAAUCUGUUUUACCGUAGGGCAUUUGGCAAAAAUUACACUAUCCGAGGGUCAGAUGAUGAAUUCGAGAAGGUUGGAGAGGAAGUUGUAACAAAUUGCAAAGGAUUACCGCUAAUGAUUACUGCAGUUGCUGGUAUACUCUCUAGCAAGAGUAAACUGGAUGAGUGGAUGGAAGUAGCUCAAAGUGUAAGCUCAUUAGUAAAUGAUGAUGAUUACAAACAAUGCUUAAAAGUUGUUGCUUUGAGCUACAAUAAUCUUCCUUCUCUUAUAAAAGCUUGCUUUUUGCAUUUCGGACUUUUCCCAAAAGCCCAUGUCAUUUCUGUGAAGAAGUUAAUUAGAUUAUGGAUUGCAGAAGGACUCGUAAAUCUAAAGGGGGUUGAGGAAUUCGAACAAGUAGCUGCUCGUGUUUUACAUGAUCUUAUCGGGAAAAGUCUUGUUAUUGUUGAAAAGCGAAGUUUGGAUGGGCAAAUUAAGACAUGUAGGAUUCAUGAUCUUUUUCAUGAUUUGUGCUUGAAGGAAGCUGAAAGCGAGAAUCUUUUGUAUGUUCUUGGUUCAGACCUUACCACUCAUUUAGACAGAAACUUCCGUAAAGGUCCCAGGUGGAUGUCAAUUCAAUCAGACCCUUAUCUUUGUUACUCCAGUUGGCAGACUUAUGCUCCUAUUAAAAUACGCUCUCUUUACAUAUAUUAUAGAAAUUUUAACAAAUUUCUUUUUCAUUUCAAACCACUAAGGGUAUUGGACGUGGAGGACAGUUUGAUCACAAGUAAAAUUACUGGAGAGCUUGUUUGUUUAAAGUAUUUGGCUGUGUGGACUAGUGCGACAUGUGUGGAACUACCAAUUUCCAAUCUUUGGAAUCUACAGACUCUCAUUUUUAGUAAAGGUUCACUCAUAUGUUUUCCACAUAUUGUUGUAGCUUUGCCAAAAGAUAUUUGGCAAAUGUCACAAUUAAGGCAUCUUUAUGCAGUAGGCAUUUCUCUAUCUUCUCCUGGAGAUAAGGUUCUCGGAAACUUACAGAGUGUUUCUGGUUUGAGUCCUUCUUGUUGUACAAAGGAAAUAUUUGAAGGGAUUAAGAAAGUGAAAAAAUUGGCCAUUCGCGGAAGGAUGGAGGAAUAUCCUACUGAUCUUAAAUGGAUAGAUAAUCUUAAAUAUUUACAAGAUCUCGAGUCACUAAGUAUUGCAGAUAAGGAAAUGGCGUAUUGUAUGUAUAAAAGGGUGUUUUUUAGUCUUACAAAUAAAACCAGGGUGUUUAGUCUUACAAGUCCAGAUUCUUUUCCACAAAAACUCAAGAAGUUGAAACUUAGCUACACAACUCUACCGUGGGAAUACAUGUCCAUUAUCAGCAAGUUGCCCGAACUUGAGGUGCUCCAACUGAAGAAGUAUGCCUUCCAUGGCCGCGAGUGGAAAACAACAGACCAGAUUGGGUUCCUGAAGUUGAGGUUCUUGCUCCUUGAUAAUCUCUUCCUUGAAAAAUGGGAAACCACCACAGGCUCUCAUGAUCAUUUCCCCAGCCUUGAGCGCGUAAUUAUCACACAUUGCAUAUUCUUAAAAGAGAUUCCUCAAGCAUUUGUUGAUAGCAAGAAACUGGAGCUGAUUGAGUUACACAAAUGUGAACCUUCCUUGGUGGCUUUUGCUGAGAAGAUCCAGGAAAAACACGAGGAUUUGGGGAGGAACAAACUUAAAGUUACUGCCUUCGAUUCAGUUGUCAUGUUCUCUUCACUGUCAUUUUUUCCUUUUCAUUACUAUGAUUUGCUACACUUGAUGAGCCGACGUUUGUUCAGAAACAACCUCUCUACUUCCACAAGUGUCGUUGGAGGAAUGGUUGAGUUUUCUCUAGAAGAAACAGGGGAUUUUCAGCUGAUCAAUCACAUAAGGAGUUGUCUUCCCUCCUUGUACCGUAUUGUGGUGUUUGCUUAA